AUGUCCAGUCGCGAGAGCACGUCGAUCAGUCUACCUGUCGAGCUCUAUCAUCACAUCCUUAGCUACUUCAACGAGUUUGAUUUUCAGACGCGGCAGGCCACUCUGGUAGCCUUAUCGUCCUCUUCCAAAACGCUACGACGUAUCGCACAGCCAUAUCUGUACACUCACCCCCGAGACCUGGACACCGCCGAGCGACAAUGGAAAUUCCAGCUGGCCCUACUUGCUGAGCCUCAUCGAGCGAUCCUAGUGCAGUCCCUGCAGCUGCUCUGGCUUGCCGAAGGUGUGAACAGCGGGUUAUUGAUCGAUAUCGUUCGCUCGAGUCCACAUCUCAAAUCGAUGCUCCUCGAGCGCGGGGAGAAAUAUCGCGAUUCGAACAGAAUCACAUUGCAGGAUGUGGAGGAUCUGGCCAGUUUGCUGGACGCAUGCUCUGAACUCAUCUCUUUCCGCUACACAACGAUGCUAGCAUGGACCUUCGAGGACGCCAUGCACGAGGGAGACGACGCCAUCAAUGGCGAAGUGAGGACUGCACGGCUCGCCCAACGGCUCAAUGAUACACGCUUUGUAUCAGCUGCGCGACGUUUGACGGAAUUGUCUUUGCACAACCAAGCCGAAUGGAUUGCCCAGGCUCUCUUGCCCUUUACCUCAUCCAGACUGCAGUCUCUGUGCUUAGGCCCAGACCUUUCGCUUGCAUUUGAUCGCAAUCUUCUUUGCAAUUUGGCUGGUCACAGUCCCUUCCUUGAAUCCCUCAGGAUUCGAUCAAGCGUGCGGAUCCACGAUCUCAUCCAGGCGUGCAAGGCAUGGGCGCCGACCCUUCGCGUCCUACAGGUCAUCCUGGUCAAAGACGAUGAAGGGCUUCCAGCGAGGAUUACAGGCAUCUUCCCAACGAUGCCGGUAUUACAAGAAUUCUAUCUGGGCGCGGGGUGCUACACGACGAUUGAAGCAUUCGGAGCCAUUGCCCAAACGCUUGCCGCAUCGCCCAUCCAAUAUUUCACAGUUCGAAAUCUACAAGGCCUCGUCAAUGUAGACGAUGAGCUUGCGGCCUCAACGCAACUCAAUAACGCAGUCUGCCAUCUGGUCCGCUCAUGCUCGGAAACGCUGCAAACCCUGGAGCUCAAGCGCGGCGAUUCUCAAGUCGGACGCAGUGUGCUGCACGCCUGCCAGGAAGCCCGGAAUCUGGUCCGUCUGCUCGUUUCUCCACUGACGGAUGUUUCUCCGCUGGAGAAUGUCGUGCCCUCUGAUCUCGAUGACCUUUUACACACAUGCCCGGCGCUUUCUCAGAUCCCGGCGACGCUACUCGGAAUCUCAUCGUGUCAGGAGUUGUGGCACGAGCGCAGCAGAUCAUUAGAGAAGCAGGAAGAAGAGAACAGGAAGAAGGACCAGGGGAAUUGGGGUUUGGGCUGUUACAGCCGGUGGAGUAACUGGAGCAAUUUGGCGUGCAUGCCAUAG
Molecule: messenger RNA, 1446 nt
Organism: Penicillium alfredii
Lineage: Eukaryota; Fungi; Ascomycota; Eurotiomycetes; Eurotiales; Aspergillaceae
Exons: 1
Coding region: 1-1446 (481 amino acids)
Source: RefSeq, a predicted model, not a curated record